Messenger RNA from Aspergillus wentii DTO 134E9, 2240 nucleotides. Its product is annotated as phosphoribosylaminoimidazolecarboxamide formyltransferase/IMP cyclohydrolase. The transcript is spliced from 5 exons. Lineage: Eukaryota; Fungi; Ascomycota; Eurotiomycetes; Eurotiales; Aspergillaceae. The record is from RefSeq and is a predicted model, not a curated record. Gene Ontology annotation, biological process: 'de novo' IMP biosynthetic process. The coding region runs from base 126 to 1907 and encodes 593 amino acids. Gene Ontology annotation, molecular function: IMP cyclohydrolase activity; phosphoribosylaminoimidazolecarboxamide formyltransferase activity. Gene Ontology annotation, cellular component: cytosol.
GGAAAAGAGAAGAGCUGAAAGAGAGAAAGAGAGAGCGAGAGCACGAGAGAACUCCCCUUCACUGUUGUUGAACUCUUCCCUCUCCAGUCCUCUGUUUGUCAGUGACCUCCGUUGUCGGUUCCAUCAUGUCUCAGCAAAAGUCAGCUAUCCUCUCCGUCUACGACAAGACCGGUCUGUUGGACCUGGCCAAGGGUCUCGUCAAGCACAAUGUCCGUCUUCUUGCGUCCGGCGGUACUGCUAAGUUGAUCCGCGAGGCUGGAUUCCCUGUUGAGGAUGUUUCCGCCAUCACCCACGCCCCUGAGAUGCUCGGUGGCCGUGUCAAGACCCUCCACCCCGCUGUUCACGGUGGUAUCCUCGCCCGAGACAUCGAGUCCGACGAGAAGGACUUGGCCGAGCAGAAGAUCGACAAGGUCGACUUCGUCGUCUGCAACCUCUACCCCUUCAAGGAGACCGUCAACAAGGUCAACGUCACCAUCCCCGAGGCCGUCGAAGAGAUCGAUAUCGGUGGUGUGACUCUCCUCCGUGCUGCGGCCAAGAACCACGGCCGCGUUACCAUCCUCUGUGACCCCCAGGACUACCCCGAGUUCCUCAAGGAGCUCGAGGCCGGUGACAUCAACGCCACCAGCCGCAACUCGUACGCCCUCAAGGCCUUUGAGCAGACUGCCGACUAUGACUCCGCCAUCUCCGGCUUCUUCCGCAAGCAGUACUCCAGCGGCGAGCAGCACUUGUCUCUGCGCUACGGUGUCAACCCUCACCAGAAGCCCGCCUCCGCCUACGUCGCCCAGGGCAAGCUUCCUUUCAAGGUUCUCAACGGCUCCCCGGGUUACGUCAACCUGUUGGAUGCCCUCAACGCCUGGCCCCUCGUCAAGGAGCUCAAGCAGGCUCUGGGUUACCCCGCUGCUGCCAGUUUCAAGCACGUCUCCCCCGCCGGUGCUGCCGUUGGUGUGCCUUUGAACGAGAAGGAACGCAAGGUCUACAUGGUUGACGACAUUGCCGGUAUCGAAUCUUCCGGUCUGGCUCAGGCCUACGCCCGUGCCCGUGGUGCGGACCGUAUGUCCAGCUUCGGUGACAUCCUCGCCCUCAGUGACGUCGUUGACGUCCCCACCGCCAAGAUUGUCUCUCGUGAGGUUUCGGACGGUGUUAUUGCCGCAGGCUACACUCCUGAGGCUCUGGAGAUCCUCUCCAAGAAGAAGGGCGGCAAGUACCUUGUUCUUCAGAUGGACGAGUCUUACAUCCCCCCUGCUGAGGAGACCCGCACUCUGUACGGUGUUCAAGUGACCCAGCACCGCAACGACGUUGUCAUCUCCCCCCAGAAGACCUUCAACACCGUCAUCACCCCCAAGGACAAGGCCCUUCCCGACUCCGCCCUCCGUGACCUUACUGUCGCCACCAUUGCCCUGAAGUACACUCAGUCCAACUCCGUCUGCUACGCGCUCAACGGCCAGGUCGUCGGUCUGGGUGCUGGCCAGCAGAGCCGUAUCCACUGCACUCGCCUUGCGGGUGACAAGACUGACAACUGGUGGAUGCGCUUCCACGACCGUGUGCUCAACAUCCAGUGGAAGAAGGGCACCAAGCGUGCUGACAAGAGCAACGCCAUUGACCUGCUCUGCUCUGGUCAGACUCCUCGUAACGAGGCCGAGAAGGUCGAGUACGAGCGUGUCUUUGAGGAGGUUCCCGCUCCCUUCACUCAGGAGGAGCGUGACGCCUGGCUCUCGAAGCUGAGCGAGGUUGCCGUCUCGUCGGAUGCUUUCUUCCCCUUCAUUGACAACGUUUUCCGUGCCGCUCGCUCUGGUGUCAAGUACAUUGCCGCCCCCACUGGUAGCCAGAACGACGCACCUGUCUUCUCUACUGCUGAGCAGCUCGGCAUUUCCUUCGUUGAGCAGGGCACUCGUCUGUUCCACCACUAGAUGUGGGGUGUAGAUUGAGAGUAAGAAAGUGAAAAAAAAUGUUUAUGUGAUGAUGUCCGUCCAGUCUUUUCACGGCCUUAUAAAUACAGACCUAGUAUGGCUGAACAAGCAACUUAUGAAAAUUGGUUUCACGGCAUGUGUUGGCGUUUAGUGUGCGCAAGCGCCUGGUACGUACAGAAAAGGUUAGGUAUAGAGGAAUAAAUGCAAUUUCAAGUUCAACAUAAGGUAAUUCAGCUCGUGGGCUUGAGUAGAUGUUAAUUUAUUGGAUUGCAUAAGUGAGUUAAAAAAUAAUGGCUGCGAGGUUCAAAAUGGAAAAAAGAAAAAAGAAAUGCC